AUGACUGGAGCUGCCGUGUCCGUGUGCCUACUUUUUCUCCUGUCUCUAUGUUCAGCUUGUUACAUCUCCAACUGUCCUAUCGGUGGGAAGAGGUCCAUCAUGGACGCACCACUGCGCAAGUGCAUGUCCUGUGGACCCGGAGACAGGGGCCGCUGCUUCGGCCCCAGUAUCUGCUGCGGGGAGGGCCUCGGCUGCCUGCUGGGCUCCCCAGAAACAGCUCACUGUGUGGAGGAAAACUACCUGCUCACCCCUUGCCAGGCAGGAGGGAGACCCUGUGGAUCUGAGGGAGGUCGCUGUGCUGCUUCAGGACUGUGCUGUGAUGCAGAGGGUUGUACCACAGACCAAUCCUGCCUCAUUGAAGAGGAAGGGGACGAACAAACUGGCCAAUUCGACAGCAGCGACCCUGGUGACAUCAUCCUCAGGCUCCUGCAUCUGGCUGGUCACACUUCUCCUCAUCGAAUCCACCAAUGAGCUGCUUCUGGACUCCAAGGUUACACGGGAAACUCUCCAGCUGUAGAGAUGAAAUGGGACUAGUUCUAGUUCAUAUUGUUGUAUUUCUAUGUUUGUCAUCAUCACUCUGAUUUUGCUCUUUCCCCUGGAGUACGUCUGUAGAGUGCCUUGUCAAUAUAUUUUUAUGUAUGAAAAUAGGGGUGAAAACUGACAGUGGUCAUCCAGAAA
This is a messenger RNA of Toxotes jaculatrix (banded archerfish), 678 nucleotides long. Its product is annotated as isotocin-neurophysin IT 1-like. Gene Ontology annotation, molecular function: neurohypophyseal hormone activity. The record is from RefSeq and is a predicted model, not a curated record. Gene Ontology annotation, cellular component: secretory granule; extracellular region. The transcript has 3 exons. NCBI's taxonomy places the organism in Eukaryota, Metazoa, Chordata, Actinopteri, Toxotidae. The coding region runs from base 1 to 471 and encodes 156 amino acids.